AAAUAUUUCUUAACACAAAAUAUGUCUUCUAUCUUCCCUGUUUUCUGCACCGCGGAGUUGCCGAUCGCAACGAUAGAAAAGCUCCUAAGCGAUUCACUUGAGGGUGCUAAGAAAAUGGCCCCAAGUGAACCAUCUCUCGCGGUUGUCACUAAAGCCGACAACAUGUCCCAUACCACCGCCUCAACCCCACCCUUUCAGCCAUUUGAUUCUCCCUUUAUAGGUCAGUCGGUGAAGGAAAUAUCGCGCCAGUUCCCUCAAGCACAUCACUUCGCUGUCUUAGAUGAACGAUCUCUUGGUGAAAAGACCGUGGUUCUGGUUGAAUUGAGCUCACCCGAUAAUGUUCAAACCGUUCGAGUCACUUUUGGUUCGGCCCAGUCUGUACUUCUCGCUUUGAACCUCGCUACUCUAGGGUUUAAAGACAUCCAAAGCAUCGCUGCGUCUAAUGGAGGUGUAUAUGACUUAAUUUCUGGGAGUCCCAAGAAAGGCCAGUCGGCGCCCAGAAAGAGGCUUGGUGCUGAUUCGUAGAUCGGCUAGAGUUCUGCGAUAUAGCUCAAUCGGAUACCUAUACACAAUAACCAUUUUAAUU
Messenger RNA from Annulohypoxylon maeteangense, 586 nucleotides. RefSeq lists its product as uncharacterized. The coding region runs from base 22 to 525 and encodes 167 amino acids. The record is from RefSeq and is a predicted model, not a curated record. NCBI's taxonomy places the organism in Eukaryota, Fungi, Ascomycota, Sordariomycetes, Xylariales, Hypoxylaceae. The transcript has 2 exons.